Molecule: messenger RNA, 1508 nt
Organism: Uranotaenia lowii
Lineage: Eukaryota; Metazoa; Arthropoda; Insecta; Diptera; Culicidae
Product: thioredoxin reductase-like selenoprotein T homolog CG3887
Exons: 3
Coding region: 420-887 (155 amino acids)
Biological process (GO): cell redox homeostasis
Cellular component (GO): endoplasmic reticulum membrane
Molecular function (GO): thioredoxin-disulfide reductase (NADPH) activity
Source: RefSeq, a predicted model, not a curated record
UUCUUUUUCUUGAUGGAAAAUCCAUUAAAAAUCGCCUUAUCAAUGAAAAAACGGGAACGUACGAUUGGAAAUUUUCUUUGAUUCGUUUUUCCAUAGCACAGCGCUAAGUAAUUCGUAAUCUAAUUAGUUUUAUAAUUUAUUGGUAACAGGGUCAGAACAUUGUGAAGUGGUGUGUUAAGUAAGUGAAAGACUCCCGAAAGAUUGUCUCGUUCAAAAUCAUAAGCGAAUCGAACAACACCAGUAGAGCCUGGAAAAAAUGGAGUGGCCAAGUUUUAGCCGGGCCCCGGAGAUAUUUUUCGCUGCUGACCGUUGUUUGCGUGGCAUUGGUCCUCGUCAGUCUAGUUCCCGCUAGUGGCAGUGCCGAAAAGGAGAUCCCGAUUACCAAAUUCAGCCAAAAUGUCGGCGGCUACGGGGCGACGAUGACGUUCCUUUAUUGUUACUCCUGCGGUUAUCGCAAAGCCUUCGACGAGUACUACAACAUCAUCCACGAGAAGUAUCCGGAAAUCACCAUCCGGGGUGGCAAUUAUGACCCCCCAGGCUUCAACAUGUACUUCUCGAAGAUCCUGCUAGUGACAAAGCUGCUGAUGAUCAUCGCCCUUAUGUCCAACUUCGAUCUGUUCGGCUAUCUGAGGCAACCGAUGCCAUCCUGGUGGCGCUGGUGUACCGAGAACAAACUCUACGCCUGCAUGAUGGUAUUCUUCUUGGGCAACAUGCUAGAAGCACAGCUCAUAUCAUCGGGUGCAUUCGAAAUAGCCCUGAACGACGUUCCGGUGUGGUCCAAGCUGGAAACGGGUCGCAUUCCGGCGCCGCAAGAACUGUUUCAAAUCAUCGACAGUCACUUGCAGUUCACCGAUAAGAUCGAAACAAACCCAGACUUUGUGAAAUAAGCUCAUUCGUUUAGAUCGUUUUACUGUUUUUACCCAAGCGGGAUCAUCAUAUUUUCCGUUGCACAUUUUUCUCCAUGUUAUCGUUUUAUGUCAUGAUAUUCAAAGUAAGGUUCAUUUCUCACGAAAACCAUACACCUUCAAUUGGCAACCUUUAUUUCGCUUGACUGUAGGAUAACCUUUUAAUUUUACUUCAACCAUAAAUAUUAUUCUAUGUCUAUGGAUACUCAAAAUCAAACAUACAAACCAAAAUCAAAGGGUAGCGUGACGUUUCAGUAUAAUUAUAGGAUAGCCAAACUUAGAAGAGUCCCCUUGUUCUUCAAUCGAUCAAAAGCAUUAAAGCCCGUGUACCAGUACCAGUCGACGAUCUCAUCGUCAAAAUUAUUCCCAAAAACAAAAAAGGAUUGCAAUCUAAUAAGAUCUGUCACAGCCUGAAACAGUUUCUUCAGCGAUGAAAAAAGCCAGCAAAAAAAAACGAAAGCGUAAGAGUUCCAAAAAUGUUCACGAGACAAGUUCGUAAAACGGUGGUGUGGUUAAUAUGAUAGGUAAUGUAAAAAAAACUAAAACAAAUACAAUAUUGAAUAAGUUCCUCGCGAGCAAUCCAGCUGGUUGGGUUAGAAUUGA